Messenger RNA from Frankliniella occidentalis (western flower thrips), 1302 nucleotides. RefSeq lists its product as uncharacterized. The transcript is spliced from 3 exons. Lineage: Eukaryota; Metazoa; Arthropoda; Insecta; Thysanoptera; Thripidae. Bases 46 to 1302 code for a protein of 418 amino acids. The record is from RefSeq and is a predicted model, not a curated record.
GAGAGGGCGCACCCCGCCAGCUACCUGGACUCGGGGUACUUCGACAUGGCGGCGCUGUCGGCCGUCAAGGAUGCCGUGGCGGAGGCCGUGCGCGAGCUGGUUGGCGACAAGCCGAGUCCGAGCCGCAGCCGCAGCCCUAAUGGGCUCAGCCCGGGGCACAGCCCGGGGCACAGCCCGGGGCACAGCCCGGGCUUGGGCCACUUGCAGGUGGAGGAACACCGACCAAACUCCACGUCUCGGCCCAGUCGCUCCCGCGACGGCGCGCCCGGCAGCAGAGGCAGGGCUGAGUCCGAAGGCCCCACGCCGCGCAGCGGCCUCGGCGUCGACCUAGAAGAGGACGCGAUGGCAGCGCGCGGACGCAGUCGGUCUACGGACGCUCGGCCCGACGGGGUCAGGGGGGAGACCGGCGCCUUGAAAGUGAACGGCAGCACGAAGCUGGACACUCGGGGUGCGCAUCAACGCUACGUACGUGGGGAGACCUACAUGAGUCAUUACAAGAAGAAGCGGGAGGAGCGGGAGAGGGAGCGGCAGAAGGCUCUCCAGGACGGAGACGUCCUGAAGCGGCCGCGGCCGGGAGGUCGCCGCUCAGCCCAGGGCGCGCAGGACGCAGCCGUUCCGGCGCCCACCGUGGUCUCGGUGACGCGCGAGCAACCGCAGCAGCAGUCGCAGCCAGGGGGGCGGCGCUCAACCCAGGGUGCGCAGGCCGCAGCCGUCCAGGCGCCUUCCUUGGCCUCGGCCCCCCGCGAGCAGCCGCAGCAGAGGCCAACGCCGAGGACUAACCGCACGACCGAAGCCAGGCGCGCCAGGGCCGCCGACACGAUCCGCCGUCUGGACGCCGAGGCCAGCAGCAAGGAGGCCGAAGAGCGACAGAGGUCGAAAGGGGAGCACACCGUCAGGAAGACUUACAUCGACCAGCCCAGGCCACACAUCGACGACGUGGGAAGAAGCGCAAUAUUUCAGGACACCGGACGGCGGAUCCCGCUGAACGAGGUGGCGCGACGGGUCAGCGACGAGGACACCAUCAGACGGCUGCACGAGGAGGGAGUGCUCUCCGUUGUGGGGGCGCAACCCACCGUCGGCACCACCACCGGCGUCGCCACCGACGCAUCCAGCAAGGGCGUCCCUUUCGACGACGACCUGGACUCGGGGAUCGUCAUGUCACGGGUCGGGGGCGCCGGGGUCGGUGGCACUGGUCGCAAGAGGAAUCAGCAGCUCAUGGAGAAGAGGAGCAUCUUCACGAUCGCCUACGACGAGAUGCACACCCAGCACAUCAGGGCAGACAGCACGACCCCGCCGCACUGA